Molecule: messenger RNA, 2614 nt
Organism: Erinaceus europaeus (western European hedgehog)
Lineage: Eukaryota; Metazoa; Chordata; Mammalia; Eulipotyphla; Erinaceidae
Gene: GGT7
Product: gamma-glutamyltransferase 7
Exons: 15
Coding region: 62-2050 (662 amino acids)
Biological process (GO): glutathione catabolic process
Cellular component (GO): plasma membrane
Molecular function (GO): glutathione gamma-glutamate hydrolase
Source: RefSeq, a predicted model, not a curated record
CCGCCGCACCACUUCCGGUGGGCGCUGCGAAGCCCUGCGCUGCCGGGGGCCGCUGGCGAGGAUGGCGGCGGAGAGCGAGGCCAGCCAGGAGAGCGCCCUGGGCGCCUACUCGCCGGUGGACUACAUGAGCAUCACCAGCUUCCCGCGGCUGCCGGAGGAUGAGCCGGCGCCUGCCGCCCCGCUGCGGGGCCGCAAGGACGAGGACGCCUUCCUGGGAGACCCUGAGACCGACCCGGACUCGUUCCUCAAGUCCGCGCGGCUGCAGCGGCUGCCCUCGUCCUCGUCCGAGAUGGGCAGCCAGGAUGGGUCUCCGCUGCGGGAGACACGCAAGGACCCCUUCUCGGCCGCCGCCUCCGAAUGCUCCUGCCGCCAGGACGGACUCACGGUCAUCGUAACAGCCUGCCUCACCUUUGCCACGGGGGUCACAGUGGCGCUAAUCAUGCAGAUCUACUUCGGGGACCCCCAGAUCUUCCACCAGGGCGCCGUGGUGACCGACGCAGCCCGGUGCACAUCACUGGGCAUCGAGGUGCUCAGUAAGCAGGGGUCUUCUGUGGAUGCAGCGGUGGCAGCGGCCCUGUGCUUGGGCAUUGUGGCCCCACACAGUUCUGGCCUGGGAGGUGGGGGUGUGAUGCUGGUACAUGACAUCCGAAGAAACGAAAGCCAUCUCAUUGAUUUCCGAGAGUCUGCACCAGGGGCCCUCAGGGAAGAGGCCCUACAGAGAUCCUGGGAGACCAAGCCUGGGCUCUUGGUGGGGGUGCCUGGAAUGGUGAAGGGCCUACAUGAAGCUCACCAGCUCUAUGGCAGGCUGCCAUGGUCCCAAGUCCUGGCCUUCGCAGCAGCUGUGGCCCAAGAUGGCUUCAACGUGACCCAUGAUCUAGCCCAAGCUCUGGCAGAACAGCCACCACCCAAUGUGUCUGAGCGUUUCCGUGAGACGUUCCUGCUUUCCGGCCACCCGCCGCUACCUGGUUCAAUGCUGCGUCGGCCAGACCUGGCUGCAGUGCUGGAUAUUCUGGGCAAUGCUGGCCCUGCUGCCUUCUACGCUGGAAGCAACCUCACACUGGAAAUGGUGGCUGAGGCUCAGCAUGCAGGGGGUGUCAUAACUGAGGAGGACUUCAGCAACUACAGCGCCCUCGUGGAGAAGCCUGUGUGUGGCGUGUACAGAGGCCACCUGGUCCUCAGUCCCCCACCCCCGCACACUGGCCCUGCACUCAUCAGUGCUCUCAACAUCCUCGAGGGCUUCAAUCUCACCAGCCUGGUUUCUCGGGAACAGGCUCUUCACUGGGUGGCAGAGACACUAAAGAUCGCAUUAGCCCUGGCCAGCAGACUGGGAGAUCCUGUCUAUGAUUCUACCAUCACUGAGAGUAUGGAUGACAUGCUCAGCAAAGUGGAGGCCGCCUACCUCCGGGGCCACAUCAAUGACUCCCAGGCAGCCCCUGCCCCACUCCUGCCUGUGUAUGAGCUUGACGGGGCUCCCACGGCUGCCCAAGUGCUGAUCAUGGGUCCUGAUGACUUCAUCGUAGCCAUGGUCAGCUCUCUGAACCGGCCCUUUGGCAGCGGCCUGAUCACCCCCUCGGGGAUCCUGCUCAAUAGCCAGAUGCUAGACUUCUCCUGGCCCAAUAGGACUGCUAACCACUCCGCAGCCAACCUGGAGAACUCAGUGCAGCCAGGAAAACGGCCACUGUCAUUCCUGCUACCCACUGUGGUCCGACCUGCAGAGGGGCUCUGUGGGACCUAUCUCGCCCUGGGGGCCAAUGGAGCUGCCCGGGGCCUUAGUGGUCUAACCCAGGUUCUGCUGAACGUCCUGACCUUGAAUUGGAACCUGAGCGACAGCCUGGCCCAUGGCCGCCUGCACCCAGACCUGCAGUCCAACCUCCUGCAGGUGGACAGUGAGUUCACAGAGGAAGAGAUUGAGUUCCUGGAAGCCAGGGGUCAUCACGUGGAGAAAGUAGAUGUCUUAUCCUGGGUCCACGGCAGCCGGAGAACCAACAACUUCAUCAUUGGUGUGAAAGACCCUCGGAGCCCCGACGCAUCUGGAGCCACCAUCCUGUAGAGCAGCAUGGUGGGGUGGGGGGUCUCUGCUCCCCCCUUUGCAUGUUCCUAGAGUUCCUCCUUCUCUUUGGUUUGGCCUCAGGGGGGGCCCAGGGGAACCCCACAACAGGGGCCAGAGGGGAUGCUUAGCAAACCCUAUCCCAGAGUAACCUCCCUCCUGAGGCCUGCGGUGAUAGUGGUGAUGGUGUGUAUUGAAUCCACAACCAGACAGCAGGACCCUGAGGAGUCAGACUCACUGUCUUGUCUGUCUCCUCUCAGUCAUGCUGGCCCUAAGCUUAGGGAUGUGCUUGCAAACCCUUUUUCAGGAUCCUCACAAAGCCAACAUCUCCAGUCUGGCCUCACCUGGGCCUUGUCUUCCAGCUCCCUUCUCUCUCCAGCCUCAUUUCUUAAAUGACUAGGAUUUUUUUUUUCCGGGAAUCCUGUGGAGGGAUGCUGUUCUCCUCCCAUCAGACUGAGGCAGGGUCCUUGCAUCUGAGGCUCCCCAGAGUGUGGGGUGGGGUGGGGUGGGGACCAGCUCAGGGGCUUUCCAUUUGCAAAGGGGAAUUAAAGAAAGACUAUUGCUUAA